ACUGAUACAGACACACUGUCUCUUCUCUCUCUCUCUGUUUAUGUUCACAGAUCUCUCUCCUCUCCUCUUCCUUUCCAAAACCAUCUCCUCCUUCACCACCUUUCAUUAUAAUCUUUCCUCUCUUACCAAACCAUAAAACAAGAAACAAACCUAAAAAACAAAAAUUAAUUCUCCUUUUUGUCAGACAAUCUGAGUUUCUAUCAAGUAAAACCCUGUCUCUCUGUAUUGUCCUCCUCUUUGAUUACUUGAUCAAAAGAAACUCCUUUAAAGUAUCACAUUGUACCCUAUCGCGUGUCUCACAAGAAAAGAUCUAGGGUUCUUGCUUCCUCCUCUGUUUUUAUUCUCUUUCUCACCGGAGUAAGGAGAGAUGGAGCUCGGUGAUUCUUCGGCGGUGAUUCCAGACUCGUUCAUGGGAUACAGAGACGACAUCACAAUGCAAAUAUCAAUGAUCUUGGAUCAGAUUCGAGCUCCGUUGAUCGUCCCAGUCCUCAGACUCGCAGUUUACAUCUGUUUAACGAUGUCGGUGAUGCUAUUUGUGGAAAGGGUUUACAUGGGAAUAGUAAUCUCACUCGUGAAACUCUUUGGUCGGAAGCCAGAGAAACGUUUCAAAUGGGAACCGAUGAAAGACGACAUCGAGCUCGGAAACUCUGUUUAUCCUAUGGUUCUUGUUCAAAUCCCAAUGUACAACGAACGAGAGGUUUAUCAGCUAUCUAUUGGAGCUGCUUGUGGGCUCUCGUGGCCGUCUGAUCGAAUCGUCAUUCAAGUUCUUGAUGAUUCCACUGACCCAACGAUCAAAGAUCUAGUGGAGAUGGAGUGUAGUAGGUGGGCGAGUAAAGGAGUGAACAUAAAGUAUGAGAUCAGAGACAACAGAAACGGGUACAAAGCUGGAGCUUUGAAAGAAGGUAUGAAGAAGAGUUACGUCAAAAGCUGUGACUACGUGGCGAUUUUCGACGCUGAUUUUCAGCCUGAACCGGAUUAUCUCUGGAAAACCGUACCGUUCCUCCUCCAUAACCCUAAGCUUGCUCUCGUUCAAGCUCGCUGGAAAUUCGUAAAUUCGGAUGAAUGUUUGAUGACAAGAAUGCAAGAAAUGUCGUUGGAUUAUCAUUUUACGGUCGAACAAGAAGUUGGUUCUUCUACAUACGCAUUCUUCGGUUUCAACGGGACUGCGGGAAUAUGGAGAAUAUCGGCAUUAAACGAGGCUGGUGGUUGGAAAGAUAGAACGACCGUAGAAGAUAUGGAUUUGGCCGUUCGAGCUAGUCUCAAGGGUUGGAAAUUUUUGUACCUUGGUUCUUUGAAGGUUAAAAACGAGUUACCAAGUACAUUCAAGGCGUAUAGGUAUCAACAGCACAGGUGGUCAUGUGGUCCAGCAAAUCUUUUCAGGAAAAUGGCAUUUGAAAUCAUGACCAACAAGAACGUGACAUUAUGGAAGAAAGUUCAUGUGAUAUAUAGCUUCUUUGUGGUGAGAAAGAUCGUGGCACACAUUGUUACAUUCAUCUUCUAUUGUGUGGUCUUACCAGCUACGGUUCUUGUACCUGAAGUUAUUGUACCUAAAUGGGGAGCGGUUUACAUUCCGUCCAUCAUUACUCUCCUCAACGCCGUCGGUACACCUAGGUCACUCCAUCUCAUGGUAUUUUGGAUUCUGUUCGAGAAUGUGAUGUCUCUUCACAGAACAAAAGCUACUUUCAUCGGUUUACUCGAAGGAGGAAGAGUUAACGAGUGGAUUGUCACUGAGAAGCUCGGUGAUCUCAAGGCUAAGUCAGCAACCAAGGCUCCAAAGAAGCUUCGUUUUAGAUUUGGAGAUAGAAUCCAUGUCUUGGAACUUGGUGUAGGAAUGUAUCUGUUUUCUAUCGGAUGCUAUGACGCGUUAUUUGGGAAGAAUCAUUAUUAUCUAUACCUUUUCGCGCAAGCAAUCGCCUUCUUCAUCGCUGGAUGUGGGCAGAUUGGGACAGUGGUGCCUAACUAUUGA
This is a messenger RNA of Brassica rapa (field mustard), 1966 nucleotides long. Its product is annotated as glucomannan 4-beta-mannosyltransferase 9. NCBI's taxonomy places the organism in Eukaryota, Viridiplantae, Streptophyta, Magnoliopsida, Brassicales, Brassicaceae. Gene Ontology annotation, cellular component: Golgi apparatus. The record is from RefSeq and is a predicted model, not a curated record. Gene Ontology annotation, molecular function: mannan synthase activity.